Molecule: messenger RNA, 1611 nt
Organism: Neurospora tetrasperma FGSC 2508
Lineage: Eukaryota; Fungi; Ascomycota; Sordariomycetes; Sordariales; Sordariaceae
Exons: 1
Coding region: 1-1611 (536 amino acids)
Source: RefSeq, a predicted model, not a curated record
AUGGCGCUCCGGUGGAAGGUACCGAUCGUUACGGCAGAAUGGUUGUGGACGUGCAUCAAUUCGGGGUUCAAGUGCCCUAUUGAGGAUUUUCUCUUCCCCGAACUCAACCAGAAGAUCCGUUCCGAGGAACCACCGGCGUCAAAGGGCAGCCAGGUCCCUAGGCAGGACAAGGCCAAGGAGAAGCAAACCAAGCAAUCCAAGCUAGAGAGCGUUGAUAAAGAUCUACUCCCCAAACCGGCUGCCGCCGCCACCGCAAGCAAAUCACGCAGUCGCGUGGACGCCUCCGACUUUACCUCUGCUAUCCGAGAGAAGAUGAGAUCUUCAGCUUCAGAGUUCAAGAACACGAAAGCAACGCCAGCGCUGGCACCGGCAUUAGACGAGUCCCACGAUAGCUACGAGACAGCACCGAGUCAGCGACAAGCAAGCACGGCGAAUACCACACCUAAAAAGAAGACGGCAGCAUCAGCUGGCGCACCGCUAACCGAUAUUUCCAACCUCUCCCAGCCCGCCUCCUCUUCAAAUCAAAAACAAAAGGAGCAGCCACUACGCAAACCACUACACAAGAUACGAAGCGAGAUAGCAGAUUCUGACGCGGAGUCUGCAGCGGACGACGACGAUCUUCCCCUCCCUGGCGAAGACGACUUGCCAGUCGUUGUCGAGGGAGAGUCCGGCAAACGACAACAGUCUAAAUCGCCGAGCAAGCUUAAAGCCUUGGAGGAAGAGCCGGUGAUAGAAGACCCAGGCGAAACCGGCGAAGAACUCCGCCGCCGCUUGCUCAAAGAAGCAGAAGAGAAGAAAAGGGCCGAGAAGGUAAAGGUGACGGAUCGAUUGGUCGACUUGUUGUUGGAUGCCGGUGGUGACGGCGAGGCCAGCAUGGAAACUGCCGCAGCAACGUCAUUCGCCAGCGCUCUCUCAUACACACAUGGGGCCAGAGGCACCUCCGUCACGGCUGUAGAGACAAUAGAGGCCAGGGCCAUGACCGCGGUAACAAGAGCACCAAGCGAAGCCGCCUCCGUGCGCUCCGAUGACGGAUCCGUCACCGGCAAAUCCCGUCGACGGAAGCGAGAGAUCCUAGGGAGAGCGAUGAGCAACGUGUCAGCGGCAAGCGAGGACGGUCUGGCAGCCGAUUCUCCUCCGCCUCGUGGAGCCGAGCUGGUAGGGCGCCAAGCUAGAUCCCUUCGAACUUCGACUUCCGGACGCCAUGCUCAACAGUUACAGCACAAAGAGACCACUCCCCCAGCAGCCGCGCCUGCCACCACCACAACCGCCACCGCUUCAACAAAGCGCAGAACCCGCUCCAAGAAAGACGAUAAGGAGGGACCACCCCCCACACAAGUAGAUUACCAAGACAUCGACUCCCGGAAGGCCAGGCAGAAGCUCCUCUCCAAGCUCGGCGAUGAUAAAGCUACUGAUCCCGCCGCCGUCUCUAAGCGAGCGGCGGAGGAACAGACGACAGUGUCGAUUGGAGACUUGGAUGCGUUUGUUAGGGAGAAUGAAGAUCACGGCAUGGGAAGCCCAACGGGGCUGGGGAGGACGAUGAGGAAUGCUGCACAUGGGGAGAAGGGGUAUGGGGGGAGGAAGAGGACUACGAGGAGGUCGAAGGGGGCAUAA